AUAAGUUGUUAAUAUUUAAUUGUUACGCUGAUAAGUACUUGAAAUUUAAUCAUAUUAUUAGUUGUAAAGAGCUGAGUACUGAGUGCGGACGCGUCUACGGUUUAUAUUAAAAACUAUUGCCAUAUUCAAAACCAGUGAGUUUUAAUAUGGCUAAAGUUAGCGUUGAUUUACCAGAUAUUGAGAAUUUAUUAUCUCUAAAUCCCAGAGUGAGAAAUUAUUCCAAUUUGGUUCCCUCUAGCCAGACUAAAAAAAAUAAAGAACAUUGGAAGAGAAACAGCAACAAGAAAUGCCAGGAGUGUCCAUCCUUAGAGAACAACUUCGCUGAUGUAAAACCAACCACAUUGAGUGAAAGAGGUGCUUUAAGAGAAGCUGCGAGAUGUUUAAAGUGUGCUGAUGCUCCUUGUCAAAAAUCAUGCCCCACUCAACUCGACAUCAAAGCUUUUAUUACCAGCAUUGCGAACAAAAAUUAUUAUGGAGCUGCCAAACAAAUCUUCUCCGACAACCCGUUAGGUAUUACCUGCGGGAUGGUGUGCCCAACCAGCGAUUUAUGCGUUGGUGGAUGUAACCUUCAAGCUUCUGAAGAGGGCGCCAUCAAUAUUGGUGGACUUCAACAAUUUGCUACCGAAGUUUUUAGCAAAAUGGGCAUUAAACAGACCCGAGACCCAAGAACUCCAGUGCCUAAGAACGCAUCUGCAAAGAUUGUAUUGAUUGGUGGUGGUCCGGCUUCUUUAUCAUGUGCCACCUUUUUAGGAAGGUUGGGCUACAACAAUAUUACAAUUUAUGAGAAAAACCAUACUUUGGGUGGACUCAGCACAUGGGAGAUUCCGCAGUAUCGUCUGCCUAUUGAUGUUGUAAACUUUGAAAUAAAUCUUGUUAAAGAUUUGGGAGUUAAGUUUGAAACUGGAAGAAGCCUUUCUACUAAAGAUUUAACAGUUGAAGGAUUGUUAAAGGAUUCUAAGGCUAUUUUUAUUGGUAUUGGUUUACCACAACCUAAGAUCAACCCACUAUUCAAAGAUUUAUCUGAAGAAAACGGCUUUUACACUUCCAAAAGCUUUUUACCUAAAGUUUCUUCUGUGAGUAAAAGAACGGGUUGCCCAUGCAAACAAACUGAAGUUGCACUGCCAAAAUUACAUGGUACUGUGAUCGUACUGGGUGCAGGAGACACUGCAUUCGAUUGUGCAACAUCUGCUCUCAGAUGUGGUGCCAAAAAAGUAUUUGUAGUGUUUAGAAGAGGAUUUACAAAUAUAAGAGCAGUUCCUGAAGAAGUAGAAGUAGCUGUCGAAGAGAAAUGUGAGCUGGUAGGAUUUCUAUCGCCUCAUAAAGUUAACCUUAGGGGCGGCAGAAUAGUUUCUGUAACUUUUAGCAGAACGGAACAAAAUGAAGACGGCAAAUGGAUUCAAGACACUGAACAAUUGACAACUUUAAAGGCUAACUAUCUUAUUUCUGCUUUUGGUUCUGGCUUGGAAGACCCUGAAACAAUCGAAGCUUUGAAGCCUCUGAAGCUCAAUGAUUAUAAUUUACCAGUAGUAAACGUAAACAAUUUGUCUUCGUCUCAUCCAUCUGUGUGGUGUGGUGGGGAUAUUGCUGGAGUUGCUGAAACUACAGUUGAAGCAGUAAAUGAUGGAAAAACAGCAGCUUGGUUUAUGCAUUGUUAUUUACAAGGUAUUCCUCCGGAUACUAAACCACAAUUACCUCUUUUCCACACUGACGUUGAUGAAGUGGAUAUUUCGGUUGAAAUAUGUGGUAUUAAGUUUGAAAAUCCAUUUGGUUUAGCUUCGGCUCCGCCUGUCACAAGUACUCCUAUGAUUAGGAGGUGUUUCGAGCAGGGAUGGGGAUUUGUAGUUACUAAAACCUUCUGUUUGGAUAAAGACAGUGUUACGAAUGUGUCACCCAGAAUUGUAAGAGGAUCAACAUCAGGUCACGUUUACGGACCUCAGCAAGGCUCAUUCUUGAACAUCGAAUUAAUUUCUGAAAAAUGUGCAGCCUAUUGGUGUCAAGGCAUCAAAGAAUUAAAGGCAGAUUUUCCUGAAAAGGUAAUAAUCGCCAGCAUAAUGUGUUCUUACAACAAGGAUGACUGGGUCGAAUUGGCCCAAAUGGCGGAAGCUUCGGGUGCGGAUGCUUUAGAAUGCAACUUGAGUUGUCCACAUGGUAUGGGUGAAUCUGGCAUGGGUUUAGCUUGUGGACAAAAGGAAGAGUUGGUGAAGGGUAUCUCCGAAUGGGUCAGAGCAGCAAUUAAAAUUCCAUUUUUCAUCAAAUUAACGCCUAAUAUAACUAACAUAGUUACCAUCGCAAAGGCAGCUUAUGAAGGCGGGGCUAGUGGAGUAAGUGCAAUUAAUACUGUAUCCGGAAUAAUGCAUAUUAAAGGCGACGGAGCAGCUUGGCCCUACAUUGGAAAAGACAGAAGAACUACUGCUGGAGGAGUAAGUGGCAAUGCCACAAGACCUAUGGGACUAAAAGCUGUUUCCCAUAUAGCAAACGCACUUCCAGGUUUUCCAAUUCUUGGUAUCGGAGGUAUUGAUUCUGCGGAUGUUGCCAUGCAAUUCUUGCAAUGCGGAGCCUCCGCAGUUCAGAUUUGUAGUGCUGUGCAAAAUCAAGAUUUCACUCUCAUUGACGAUUAUUGUACUGGUCUGAAAGCCUUAUUGUAUUUGGAUGGAAAAUUGCCAGGAUGGGAUGGUCAAAGUCCUCCAACCUUUAAACAUCAAAAAGGCAAACCUGUACAAUCUUUGUAUGACCAUAAUGGCAAAAAAUUGCCGCAUUUCGGAAAGUAUAAGAUAGAAAGAGAGCAACAACUUGAAAAAUUAUACCUUGAGAACAAAGUGUCUGAAACCUUAACUCCACAUCAUGAAGGAAAGAUUUGUGGUUACAGUAAUGGAGAGUUAACUAACGAACAUACGGAUAUACCUAAGGUUAAGGAUAUUGUUGGUAGAUCGUGUUCAAAAAUUGGUGCUUAUAAACAGUUGGACAAUUCUAAACAAGUUGUCGCUUUAAUCGAUGAUGAUAUGUGCAUUAAUUGCGGUAAAUGUUACAUGGCAUGUAACGAUUCCGGUUACCAAGCAAUAACAUUCGAUGCUGAGACCCACAUUCCACAUGUGACGGAUGAUUGUACAGGUUGCACGAUGUGCCUUUCAGUUUGCCCAAUAAUUGACUGCAUUACAAUGGUGCCGAAGACUAUACCACAUGUUAUCAAAAGAGGUCGUCCCGGAGAUAAGAUAGUAGGAAUUCAUGCUUUGUCAAAGGUUUAAAUUGAUUCGUCGAAGAUGAUUAAAAUUCAAUGACUACAUUGUAAUAAAUAAAUAUUUGAUAUUAUUAAUUAAAA
Aethina tumida (small hive beetle) is the source of this 3316-nucleotide messenger RNA. It is a transcript of the gene su(r), whose product is annotated as dihydropyrimidine dehydrogenase [NADP(+)]. Lineage: Eukaryota; Metazoa; Arthropoda; Insecta; Coleoptera; Nitidulidae. The record is from RefSeq and is a predicted model, not a curated record. Bases 147 to 3242 code for a protein of 1031 amino acids. Gene Ontology annotation, cellular component: cytosol; cytoplasm. The transcript has 11 exons. Gene Ontology annotation, biological process: 'de novo' pyrimidine nucleobase biosynthetic process; thymine catabolic process; uracil catabolic process. Gene Ontology annotation, molecular function: uracil binding; iron-sulfur cluster binding; dihydropyrimidine dehydrogenase (NADP+) activity.